This is a messenger RNA of Schistosoma rodhaini, 5697 nucleotides long. NCBI's taxonomy places the organism in Eukaryota, Metazoa, Platyhelminthes, Trematoda, Strigeidida, Schistosomatidae. The record is from the annotation of a GenBank genome assembly.
CCGUUAAGCGAAAGCUUCUUCAAUUCCGUCCUCAACCAUUUGAACCACUUGAGCUUUUGUUAAAUUCCAUAAAUUCUGUAGGUCAAGAAGUCAGCACAAGUUUUAAGUUGUAUAAAUUUGUCCUAGAGAUUUUAUACGAAUGUUGGAUGUUACGAAGGAAGAUGUCAUCGAACUACUUAGUUUCAUGUUGGACGCUGAUUUUAACGAACAACUAUUGAAGUGUUACCCAAAGGAAAUAUAUAAAAUAAACGAUAUCUGCAACACACUAACAUUUGAGGACUGUCCUGCUGAAAUUUUGGAGAACAUGAACGGUUAUAUGUGUGGACAUUACCCACCACUCAUUGCUAUUCCCCGUACUCGACAUUUAUCUUCAUCAUUGGCCGAUUUAGGUCAGCUUAUGCUUCAGUCAAAGUUUGCUCGCUGCCGAACAAGAUUUGUUGUCCCUUCCUUUUCUUUUAAACAUAAGAAUAUAUGCCGGUGUAGUACUUUAAGCGGCCCAUUAGAGUUUUAUGGUCGUCAAGUUGCUACAGCUGCAGGUUUUACUUUUGAUGGACAUGUCAGUAACUCUUCAGGAGGAGAGCUUCCAGAUACAAGUUUUGAGACAGAAAACGGACGUCAGAGUUUGGAAAAAUUACGUGAUGAUGAUUGUGAAUUAAUUCGUCGUUUAAAUGUCACCUAUAUUUGUGAUUUUAUGUUGGAGUACAGAAAGAUAAAAUGUUGGGUUCCAAUUAGUUCAUCAGAAAAGGUGGACCAACAAGGACGCUAUAAUGAUUUCGUAGUCAUACCUCUCCCUUAUCCUGGCAGCGAAUUUUUCCGUAUAUGGCGUGAUUCUGGUUAUACUAUGCAUCAUGUAUACUUUGACUGGAAUCGGUCAGGAGUUGAAGUGUCUGUCAAUCCAAACCUUAUACCAAAAACUCUGUUAUCUAGCUCAGUAGAAUGGAGCUUGUACAAGUCCUGGGAUAUUUAUACAAUCACUGUGAACUACAUGAAGUUGCUUCUUGGCUUACUCUACGAAGGUGCUGGAGGUUUACUAUUACAUUGUGUUUCUGGAUGGGAUCGUACACCGCUGUUUAUUUGUCUACUUCGUUGUUUACUUUGGGCUGAUGAUUUAAUGCAUUGUAGUUUAACACCUAUUCAAAUGUUAUAUCUUACUCUUGGAUAUGAUUGGUUCUUGUUUGGUCAUAAAUUGAAAACACGUAUGGAAUUGGGUGAAGAAAUACUCCGAUUUACUUUUCAAUUUAUCGGUGAAAUGGCUAAAUGUACAGAAUUAUCACUUCGCAGAGUCUAUGAUAUUCACGUUACCGAUGGGUCUAAAAGUUCAGAUUCGGAUGAUUCUUCGUUUAUUGAUUUACGUUCCAGUGAUGAUUUACAACCCUUAAGGCAAUCAAGAUUGGAAGAACUAUCAAAUUUAUUCUUUGAAUUUUGGAAUGAAGAAAUUAAAAGACGUGAAGUUCAAUCUACUAUCAACAGUAUUGGACCCAUUACCAACGAAUCUGUUGUUGCGGAUAAAAAUACUCAGUUGAUAUCGAAUUCUAAAGAACAAUCAACUUUUAACAAUGAUGAUGAACCAUCAACAGGUCAUGAAAACUAUGCAUGUAGAAAUAGCAAUAAACCCUCUGAAAAUCAAAAUUCCAUUGUUUUUCAAAAUAGGAUUGAACUCGAUCUCGAUUACAGCUUCUAAUAACAACUAUUGAUAUUUCCUAUCUGAGCAAGUCACUAGUAGUUAUAAAUAAGUCGCCUACUACAUAAUUCAGGUAAACUUUAAUUUGCCAUUAGAAAGUUGUGGUUUAUAGUUCGUUUUUUCUUCUAGUAAUCUCUAUCUCUUUGAUUCCUUAUAUAAUUGCAGUAAUUAACAACUAUAUUCAAAUUAAUUCAUUUUCAUGUCAAUAAAGUCUCAUUUUUCGCGUGGUGAUUUUCUUUGUUUUUGGUUAAGAUAAAGAGAUUGAAAUCUAUUUCUCACCCCAUAACCCAAUAUUCCCUUGAAAUCUGUGCGCAAACAAAUAAAUAAAUUGUGUUCAGUAGUCCUUUUACGCUCAAAAGCAUUUUUUUCAAUAAUAAUAUGAUGAUUUGGUGCCAGAUGAAAGCUCGGCAUAUAUUAAGAAGGCUCGAUUGGAUCUUGCCAACUCGUGCUGUAGGAGAAAUAUGAGUCUUCAGUACAAAAAACGAGCUUACUGGGCAGCAGUUCGCUCCCUUCUAUUUUAUGAGUGUGAAACAUAGCCAUUAGACGUAGAGCAUGUUCGUAGGUUACUAGCAUUCGAUCAUAGAUGUCUUCAAAGCAUUACUCGUGUAUUUUAGGACCACUGAGUAAGAAAUGUCUGGUUGAGGGACAUUAGUAAUUACUAGGCAAUGAUGGCGAAUCGAUUGAAGAGGUGGUAAAUCUUCAUCAAAUGAAGUUGUUCGGACAGGUGUGACGUAUGUCCAACUACCGCUUAUCUCGAUGGGCGACGUUUUCUGAUGUAGUGGUAGGAUGGAAGGAAGCUAGGGUGAUCAUACCAAAACUUGAGAUCAGUCCAUCAAGUCGUUGACAAUUGGACUGAGAUAUGUUGAUAGUUGUAUACUACAUGGUUGAGAUCCGCGUGAGUAUUGUAGCCAGUGGUUAGAGACUGAAUGACACAGCUCAAAAUUGUUUGGAACGGCUCAGGUGCAUCUGUUCUUCCAAAUCUCCUAUAGAUUUCUUUGAUUAUAUUGCACUACCUUAUAUGUUCUUGAAUCGUACGUUCGAUGCCUAAUCAUUUCUGUUAUCAUUAGAGCUGUUACUACCUCUAGUAGUCUUGGAUUUGCCCUGACUAAAUUAUCUCUGUGUUAAUGGGUUAUAUGCACUUGAACCGAUGUACAAACAUACAUAUGAGGUUUUACUUUAUGAAUAACGUAUCCUUAACAAGAAAUUUGUGCUACUCAUAUGGAACUAUUUCAUUCACUGGGAACAGUCUGUAAUAUUAAUCUUAAUGUAUUUAUCUCCGAAUAAAUCUGUUUUGGAAUUUAUUCCUCUGUUAACAGAUGGGAUCGUUGUUCACCUCUCUGUUAGCUUCUAAUAUAUUUCCACAUAUGAUUUCACCAAAACUUUUUGUUACAGUUAUUAAUGAUUAUGAAGGUCCUUUAUCUCCUUAACCUAUUUUUAUUUAUUACUUUAAUUUUGUUACGAUGAAAGCUAUAAUAAUAUAUAUGUUCAUUUAAUAAAUUACUGAUUUUCUUCUGCAAAAUCGACAUUUAAAAAAAAUUCUACAUUCAUAUCUGAUACGUGUUUGCAUGUACACGUAGCCAUAAUUUCUUAAUACUAUCUCUUAAUGUUAGUUAAUCUGAUCUGUCUUCUUAGAUCUAGUAACUUUCUUAAGUUGAUUGAUUCCAUCAUCAUUACUAAACAUUAUCGUUUUUUUAAUUCAUCGAGAUUCUUUUUAAUUUCUAAAAGUUAAUAACACAUUUAUUGAAACACCAUUAAAAAUCAUGAAAUAUUGAACUACUGUAUUGGAAUUCUGAAACGAUCCAAGUUAGACCAUCGUUGAAAACCUGGAAGCACUAGACGACUGUUUCGUUCUAGUAUGCGUUUCUUCGACAACACUCAUCCACGAGCCUGCAUACUGGAAUCGAAACCAGGAUUUUCGGCCUCACAUGUGAACGCUUAACCUUUAAACCAUUGACUCAGCAUCCGACGGCGUUAGUACUAAACGUCGAUCAACCUAGAGGUUAAGCGUUCGCAUGUAAAAAAAGCAUGUCUUGGUCCCGAUUUCCGCAUCCAGGUUUGCAGCUGCGCAAUCCUUAGGAGCCCAAUACUAGACCAAAAUGGCCGUCCAGCGUGUUCAGUUUUACAAUGGUUGUCUAACUUUAAUCGGUCAAUGAUUUCAAAAAAAUUCAACAGUCUCCGAAAUACCAUACUAACUCAAUUGUUGUUAAGUUUUCUAUAAGCAAUACUAGGAUACUAACAUCUGUAAAUGAUAACGACAAAAACUACUGAGUAAUCACAUUUUGUUAUAACUAGGAUUUUCCAGUAUUAACUAUUAUCUUAACAACCGUUGUUAUAAUGUAAGUCUUUGCAAAUAUAAUUCAGUUGUUUUGUACACCACUUUAUUAUUCAAAAAUCCAUUAAUUUUGAACCACUUUUGAAGAAUUCCCAGUUAAGCUGGACAGCAAACAUGUUUAAUAUAUUUUCUUGGUUUUUUAUUUUUAACGAUCCUUCAAUUAAUACUACUUUGAGAUGAUAAAAUGUAAUAACGAUAAUCUUGAAACGGUUGUUCAAAAUUCAUAAUGAUGAUUUCUACAAAUCCUAACUUGUUAGCUUACAUCUAUCUGAAUUUUGUUUAUCAAUUUCGCUUCAGAUAUCAAAUGCUUUAAAUUCAGCCGUAUCAGUGGUUACCUCAAAUUUUGUCACACCAUUAUUAUCAUCCUCGUCGUCCUCGUCAGUAGCACCAUCAUCAUCAGUAUCAUCUUCAAACUCAAUCAGAACAGUAAAUGAGAGUAUCGGAGAUCCCCCUACUACCACAUGAACCACUAUUCUUUCUUUGUUUGAUUUUUUCAUUGUAACAUCUUAUUUUGUUGUUAUUUUAUUCUUUUUUUAUGAUCAAUAUGUCGUAGUAGAAUUAACAAUACAAUAAGUUUAAUGAGCAAAAAAUGUCCGUUUAUCUUUUUAAUUUCUUCAAGAUCAUCAAAUAAUUAACUCUAUCAAUUCUACAUAUUUAAAUUGAAAUAUUUAAUAUAUUAUAACAUUGAUAUAAUGAAUUGUCUUUUUUGUGUGUAUCCUUUACCUUCAAACAGUAAUGAUGAUAAUUGUUAUUUGUUUGACCGACUGCUUUAGUUAAUUCAUUCCAUUCAGUUUUUUUAAUGAAGAUUCCCAUUAUUACUUACAUAUAGAUAAUUGUUUUCUAUUGAAUUAAAAAUAUAUAUUACAUCAGUACAUAGAAUACAAUUUUCUUAUUGCUGGUAUUGUAGAUCGUGAAUUUUCUUUUUCUCAACUUUCUCACACCGUUGUUGUUGUGCUACUUAUAUCAACAUAAGUAGUAUAUGUCGUGGUCAGGAUUAGAAUAUCUGGCAGCAGAAGAUUGAUAGGAUCCAGAAAGGAAGAACAGAAACAGAAAGCAAUUAGUAUGGGGAUGAAGGAACAGUAAAGUCUGAGACAACUGAUUGACAUUUAAAAAGGAGCAGUCAAGUUUGAUUAAUAUUUUGCAAAUUAAGUAUUUACUGUUUGAUUCUCAGAUUUUACCAAGAUGUUCUGUAAUUUUUGUGUUGAAAUGCAUCCGAUUGUUUCCACUGAUGUUUGUGUUCACCACAGUGUUGCUGUUAUUUUAUUCAGGAAUUGGUUAUGCUAUUUGUCAAGUUGUAGUAUACUUGGACGGUACCGUGGAUCAAUAUUCCAUUGUUUUUUUUAUCUUUCUGAUAUUUUAUGGUGGCAGAUAUUUCGAAAUCCGGUCAAAGUAAUACUUGUAGUAGACCCCUACUGAAGAUGAUAUAUAAAGUGUUCUUGAAACCUCUUUUAAUGAUGAGUCAAUCUUUAAAACCAGUUGAACGAAAAACAGUAAGGAUGGACAAUUCAUAUCGAAAAUACUGUCGAUAAAAUAUUAAUGUCAAGAAUUAAGACUAUGAAUACUUAUCUAAGUAAUUAGUGAUAUGGAAUACGAAAACGUGUUCGUAGUACUCAAUGUCUGAACUAAAAUGCUUUUAAAAAUUAGAUCAUUAAAAUAGUCCAAGACUUCUUGGUCCAGAAUUUCC